Molecule: messenger RNA, 1762 nt
Organism: Psammomys obesus (fat sand rat)
Lineage: Eukaryota; Metazoa; Chordata; Mammalia; Rodentia; Muridae
Gene: Smim44
Product: small integral membrane protein 44
Exons: 2
Coding region: 132-569 (145 amino acids)
Source: RefSeq, a predicted model, not a curated record
CAGAGGGCUCCGGGCUGCGAAGGCCCUGGGGUCAGUGCGGAUGUCAGCGUCACUUCUGGGGAGGGAGGCAGGGACCCAGCCCUGACAGAUGGCCUGCAGGAGCCGUCCUAAUCCUUUUAGCUCAUCCCCUAAUGCGCCCAUACGUGGCUCCUUCUAAAGGUGCCCCAGCCAUCGCGGGGUCCAUGGAUGACAGAGAGGACUGGAGCCCAGCCCCUCCGAUGUAUGAGGAGUACCGGCCGCCCCCGCUGGACGCCAUCCGCCUGCCUCGCUAUGCCAUGUACCUGCUGAUGGCCGCCAUCCUGGUGGUGGCCGUGGCCUACGCCAUAGUUGGCCACCUCAUCAAAGACCUAGCCCACGACCUGGCUGACUGGGCCUUUGGCCCCAAGCCCGACCAGGAGGAAGGUCCCCGAGAGCUGCGGGCCAGCCUGGCCGCCGAGGACCUGGAAGAGCUGGACCUUCAGCUGGCCCUGGCCUGGCGCGGGGAGGAGGACCCUGCCCGCGCUCCGCGACGCCCCUCCAUCGCCUUCAAGGACCCGCCCGUGCAAACCAAAUUUUGGAGGCUGGGCUGACCUGGCGGGACAGCCCCUGAGACUCUGCUGGGCAGAGCGGUUUCCACGGGCCCUGUGUCCCCACCGCUGCUGCAGUUGGGCCACCUGUGUGUGCCGCAGACAUGUGUGGCCCAUAACACAGGGUUUGGCCGUCCUGAAACUCACAAUUCUCCCGCCUCAGCUUAAGUGCUGGGUUGCAGACUCCACCCUCACUUUAUUAAGACUUGUAGAUAGGAUCUUACGUAGCCCAGGCUAACCUGGAAUUGAUGUAUAGUAGAGGAUGAUCUUGAACUUCUGAUCCUCCUGUCUCCACCUCCUGACAGGUGUGCCCCGCCCCCCAGCUUUUGUGGCAUUGGGAAUGGAGCUCAGCGCCUCCAACAGGCUGGGCCUGACAUUUUCUCCUUUUUGGUUUUUUUAUGGCAGGGUUCCUCUGUGUAACAACCCUGGCCAUCCUGACACUGACAGACAUCUGCCUGCAACAUUGCUUCUUCAUUAUGCAAUUCCUCACACAGACUCCCGCCCCAGGGGUGUUUGCUGAGAGGAGGAGAGACUGCAGCCAGAUUCACGUACAGAUUAAAAGUUAGAGCAUCCAAGUGCUGUCACCUCCCUGUCUACCUGGCCCUCCUCCCCCACCCACAUAACCUUCCUGGGUGCCUCCAGGGAGCCUAGCAGCACAGAUGGGAAACCGAGGCAGGCCGCUGAAGAAUGUCUAGGUGAAGUCUCACGGGAGACUUGUCAUACCCAGCACAGAACUAUGCAUUAGGGUCCUGUCCCCCUCAGACUUCAGAAGGCUGAGGCAGGAGAAUGGCAAAUUCCAGGCCAGCCUCAGCUAUGGAGCAAAAGAAGCCAGGUGGGGUGAAGCCCCUGGGCUGUGAGACCCGUGGCCCAGCCAUUCCUCGAUGGCCCACCUCGCUGGCAGGCCUGUCAGUGUGGGCGCCUGAUGGCCUAUGAGGACACGUAUACAGUAGGAGCUUAAUCUAGGCCUGCCUGACAGGUUGAAGCAGGUCCUUGCUGACUCUGCUCAGCAUUCACCUGAAGGGUCUGUCUGUCGUGGCAUCUGGAGGGCGAGGGCGGGGCUCUAUAACCAUCCACACAGCAGUUUUCAAACUUUUAGUCUGGCUGUCCUUAACCUGAGUUCUGAGUUCAGUUCCCAGCAACCACACGGUGGCUCACAACCAUCUACAGUGAGAUCUGGUGCUCUCUUCUGACGUGCA